Molecule: messenger RNA, 1214 nt
Organism: Bufo bufo (common toad)
Lineage: Eukaryota; Metazoa; Chordata; Amphibia; Anura; Bufonidae
Gene: C9H1orf21
Product: chromosome 9 C1orf21 homolog
Exons: 6
Coding region: 344-709 (121 amino acids)
Source: RefSeq, a predicted model, not a curated record
UCCCCUCCCUUUUUUUCCUCUCUCCUGUUCUUUUUUUUCUCUCUCUCUCUUCUCUUUUCCUGCUGAGCUACAGCAAAACGGAGCUUUUACACGUCUGUUCAGCUGUGUUCAACCUAAAAGUCUUUUCAUCUCAACGUCAUUGCUUCCCUUUUUUUGCACUCUGGAGUCAAAAGAGCGCUAAAUCGUUUAACGCAGCAGCAGCAGCAGCAGUAGCACCAUCACCAUCAUCUUCGCUGAAAGGUUCAGCAAUGGUAGAUAUAUCUUUGAGUACUUGGCCUGACUUUAAAAAGUUUGACUAGAAAUGAUUUUUCUAAGCAGUCAGUCUGGAGCUGACUGAUUAAAUAUGGGAUGUGCUUCGGCUAAGCAUGUAUCUACAGUGCAAAGCGAUGAAGAUGCCCAAAAUGGCAAGAGCUACCAAAAUGGGGAUGCCUUCUGUGAUGAAUACAGGAUCAAACCUGUUGAAGAAGUCAAGUAUAUGAAAAAUGGGGAAGAGGAAGAGCAAAAAGUAGUUCAGAAGAAUCAGGAAAAUUUGGAGAAAAGUGCCACUCAUAAUGUUCGACCUAGAAAUAACACUGAAGCUCCAGAACCAGGGCACCAACAUCGAAUAAACAUACACAUCUCUGAAAGUCAACAGGAGUUUUUCAGGAUGCUGGAUGAAAAAAUUGAAAAGGGUCGUGAUUAUUGCUCAGAAGAGGAGGACAUUACAUGAGUAUCAUCUCCUGUAGAGAGUGUGUAAAUAUCUUUUAUGAUGUAAUACCCACUGGAUAUUUUCUACCAAAUAACCUAUGACAAAGAGAUCUCAAAUCAUAAGGCAGCAAAAUACAAUGUGUCAAAGUGAACUGUUGUAAAGUUCUUCUGAUGAAGACUACAUUACUGUAUCUAGCAAAUGCUUAUAAUUCUCAACAACAUGGCUGCUUGACAUCUGAAAAAAGCUGACAUACUGUAGCAGGAGAUUUUUAUGCUUCCAGAUUGUUUUUUAGAUCCUUUUAGCUAAGCGAACAGUAAGAGGGCACUGAACUGCUUAAGAGAUUUCAGGUGGUAGAAGUGAUUCUAUUCACUUGGUAGCCGUUUGAGGAUGCCUGCCUAAUCUGUCUUCUCCCAUUAUAAAUUGGUGUCAUUCAGUCUGCAGUUCGUUGCACAUAUUGGUGUCCAUUUAAAUAUUCUUCGCCAUUUUAUAUAUAUUUUUAUUUUAUUAAAUAAACAUUUGUGUUUUA